AUGAUUGCUCAGUCGUUUAUGACCACAGGUAAUCACCACCUGUUCGAGAAGCAUGUGCGAGACGCACUUGACCUGGAACAAGAGCUGGAUGUCGCCCAGAACUAG
Messenger RNA from Parastagonospora nodorum SN15, 105 nucleotides. RefSeq lists its product as hypothetical. Lineage: Eukaryota; Fungi; Ascomycota; Dothideomycetes; Pleosporales; Phaeosphaeriaceae. The transcript is spliced from 2 exons. Bases 1 to 105 code for a protein of 34 amino acids. The record is from RefSeq and is a predicted model, not a curated record.